Molecule: messenger RNA, 4438 nt
Organism: Xyrauchen texanus (razorback sucker)
Lineage: Eukaryota; Metazoa; Chordata; Actinopteri; Cypriniformes; Catostomidae
Product: VWFA and cache domain-containing protein 1-like
Exons: 27
Coding region: 203-4087 (1294 amino acids)
Cellular component (GO): voltage-gated calcium channel complex
Molecular function (GO): voltage-gated calcium channel activity
Source: RefSeq, a predicted model, not a curated record
CUCAAGCACACUCUUUACCCAGCACCAACAGCCAAAGAAACUAAUGCGGUCUUCUUUACAAGCGUUUGAGUUUUUAAAACUAUGCUUAGAUGCAACUUACUAAGGCCGCUGGAGUUCGAAAAGUGGGAAAAGUGAGAAGGGAAAGUUGAGAAGUAAUUGGUGAAGUUUUCGGUGUUCCCGUGCAGGAUCGCAUCGAGCCAUAAUGGCGAGCCGCGCGCGGACAGGAUCCGUGAUUUUACCUCGAUUCUCCUUCGCAUCUUGGAACACAUAUUCCCGAACGUACUGGAAUAACUUAAAGAUUUCGAGGUGGAUCCUAGUUGCCCUGUUUGUGUUUGCUUGUGGUGGAUUUUGUGGUGCAGAUAGUGAGUUUUCUAUCCUGGAAGAGGCUCAAGUUUUGGCUGUGCAAAUUAAGAAGCUGUCUACUCAGGAGCUCGGCGUUCUCACAAUGCAGAGAAUCUUCAAUUCCUUUGUGUACACAGAGAAGACUUCAAAUGGUGAAACGGAGGUACAGCAGCUGGCGAAAAAGAUCCGGGAGAAGUUUAACCGGUAUCUGGAUGUGGUUAACAGGAACAAGCAGGUGGUGGAAGCUUCUUACACUGCCCACCUCACCUCCCCUCUGACAGCCAUUCAGGACUGCUGCACUAUCCCUCCUUCCAUGAUGGAAUUUGAUGGUAAUUUUAAUGCCAAUGUUUCAAAGACUAUCAGCUGUGAUCGCCUCUCCCCGACUGUCAACAACCGAGCCUUUAACCCUGGACGAGACCUCAACUCUGUGCUGGCAGACAACCUGAAGUCCAAUCCAGGGAUCAAGUGGCAGUACUUCAGCUCGGAAGAGGGCAUUUUCACUGUGUUUCCUGCUCACAAGUUCCACUGCAAGAGCACAUAUGAGCACAGGAUGAGGCCCGUUUAUGUUUCAGCAGUAAGGCCGCAGUCCAAGCAUAUAGUCGUGAUCUUAGACCAUGGUGCCUCUGUCACUGAGACCCAGCUCCAGAUCGCCCGUGAUGCUGCACUUAUUAUCCUCAACUCCAUCGAUGAGCAUGAUAAGAUCUCUGUGUUGACAAUAGCAGACACGGUACGUUCUUGCUCUUUGGAUCAGUGCUAUAAAAGUUUCCUCUCACCUGCUACCAGUGAGACUAAGAGGAAGAUGAGUACCUUCAUCAGCAAUAUGAAAGUUUCUGACAGCCCUACACAACAUGCACUGGGCUUCCAGAAAGCCUUUCAGCUGUUGAGGAACACAAGUAACGUCUUCAGACAGCUGACUAACACCGACAUGGUGAUUAUCUACCUGUCAUCGGGCAUCACCUCAAGAGACUCAUCCGAGCAGGAAAAGAGAGCAACCUUGAGUGUUGUCAAAGAGGAAAACCGGCACCUCAACAACUCCGUCAUGAUCCUCACCUAUGCUCUUAUGAAUGAUGGAGUAACGGGACUCAAGGAGUUGGCCUUCUUGCGAGACCUGGCUGAGCAGAACUCUGUGAAAUAUGGCAUUCCGGAUCGUUCCCCACUCCCCGUCGUGAAGGGCAGUAUGAUGGUCCUGAACCAGCUCAGUAACCUGGAGACCACGGUGGGCCGCUUUUACAUCAACCUGCCCAACCGAAUGAUCGACGUGGCCACCUUUAGCUUGCCUUACGCAGACCAGAUGGGAGAUGGUUUCAUUAUGACCGUCAGUCGCCCAUGCUACUUCGGAAACCUGUUGCUGGGUGUAGUUGGAGUGGAUGUGAAUCUGGCAUACAUACUGGAGGAUGUCACAUACUACCAGGACUCCCUGGCCUCAUAUACCUUCCUCAUAGACAAUAAAGGAUACACCCUCAUGCAUCCAUCACUCACCCGUCCCUACCUGAUGACUGAAGCUCCGCUCCACACAGACAUCAUUCACUAUGAGAACAUCCCAGGGUUUGCAGCUGUGCGUCAAAACAUCCUCAGUCUACCUCUGGGGAGUCAGGUCAUUGCUGUGCCUGUCAACUCCUCUCUGUCCUGGCACAUGAACCGCCUGCGUGAUCCCAGGCAAGAUGCCUACAAUGUCAGCUAUGCCUGGAAACUGGUCCAGGACACCUCCUUCAUCCUCUGCAUAGUGUAUGUUCAACCAGAGAUCCCAGUGAAACAGCUAAAAAAUCUGAACACGGCCCCCAGCAGCAAGCUUCUGUACCACCGGCUGGAUCUACUGGGACAGCCCAGCUCCUGCCUUCACUUUAAACAGCUCGCUACAGUUGAGAGUCCCACUGUGAUGUUAUCUGCUGGUAGUUUCUCCUCUCCAUAUGAGCACUUGAGUCAGCCAGAGACCAAGCGAAUGGUGGAGCACUACACUGCUUACCUGAGUGACAACACCCGCCUCAUAGCCAACCCAGGCCUGAAGUCUUCUGUGAGGAACGAGGUGAUGGCCACCAGUCACGUGACAGAUGAAUGGAUGAGUCUUAUGGAGAUGAGCAGCCUGAAUUGCUACAUUGUGCGGCGUUACAUAGCAACGCCCAAUGGGGUGCUGCGGAUUUACCCCGGUUCACUCAUGGACAAAGCUUUCGACCCCACUAGGAGGCAAUGGUACGUUCAUGCUGUCGCCAAUCCUGGUCUCAUCACUUUUACUGGACCCUACCUGGAUGUUGGUGGGGCGGGCUAUGUUGUCACAAUUAGUCACACCAUACAUGCCUCUAGCUCUCAGAUGGCUUCAGGUUAUACAGUAGCAGUUAUGGGCAUUGACUUCACGCUGCGCUACUUUUACAAAGUUUUGUUGGAUCUUUUACCCAUCUGCAACCAAGACAAGGGCAACAAAAUUCGGUGUUUUAUCAUGGAGGACAGAGGCUAUUUAGUGGCCCAUCCAACCCUGAUUGAUCCCAAGGGCCACGCUCCAGCAGAACAGCAGCAUAUCACCCAUAAGGAGCCCCUAGUGGCCAAUGACAUUCUCAACCACCCCAACUUUGUGAAGAAGAACCUCUGUAACAGUUUCAGUGAUCGCACUGUGCAACGCUUCUACAAGUUUAACACCAGCAUUGUGGGUGAUCUUACAAACCUAGUGCAUGGCAGUCACUGCUCAAAGUACCGGCUCACCCGUAUCCCAGGAACCAAUGCAUUUGCUGGUAUUGUGAAUGAGACCUGUGAUUCGCUGGCAUUUUGUGCUUGCAGCACUGUGGAUCGCCUCUGUCUUAACUGCCACAGAAUGGAGCAGAAUGAAUGUGAAUGCCCCUGUGAGUGCCCUCUAGAGGUGAAUGAGUGCACUGGCAACCUCACCAAUGCUGAGAACAGAAACCCGAGCUGUGAUGUGCACCAGGAGCCUUUGUCUUUGACUGUUAUUGAGCCCAGUCUACAGGACACUCUUCCUCAGUGUAUCAACACCAGAUGUAGUCAGCGCUUCACCAGCAGUGAUUGUUUUGGUGUUCUGGAUUGCGAGUGGUGUAUGGUGGACAGUGAUGGAAAGACCCACCUGGAUAAGCCAUACUGUGCCCUGCAAAAAGAAUGUUUUGGUGGUAUAGUAGGUGCCAAGAGUCCUUAUGUGGAUGGACUGGGUCUUUUAGAUGAGGAGGUGGCUUCUCUGAAUAUGAUCAAAAGUGCGCCUGUGGGGCCUGUGGCAGGUGGCAUUAUGGGAUGCAUCAUGGUGCUAGUGUUGGCUGUGUAUGCGUACAGACACCAGAUCCACCGUCGCAGCCAUCAACACAUGUCCCCUCUGGCCGCACAGGAGAUGUCCGUGCGGAUGUCUAACUUAGACAAUGAACGAGAUGACAGAGAUGAAGACAGUCAUGAAGACAGAGGAAUAAUUAGUAACACACGAUUCAUUGCUGCUGUUAUUGAAAGGCACACACACAGUCCAGAACGCAGGCGGAGAUACUGGGGCCGGUCGGGAACUGAGAGUGACCAUGGCUACAGCACUAUGAGCCCUCAAGAGGACAGCGAGAACCCGCCCUGCAACAACGAUCCUCUUUCAGCGGGCGUUGAUGUGGGCAAUCAUGAUGAGGACCUUGACCUGGACACUCCUCCACAGACAGCUGCUCUUCUCAGCCACAAGUUCCAUCCCUAUCGACACCCCCACACACACCACCCCCUGCAUUUGCACACGCACCAUCUCCAAGCAGCCGUCACCGUGCACAGUGUGGAUGCAGAGUGCUGAUCCUGCCCACAUAUGACCCCAAACCAUCAACCCUGCCUUUGAAGCCACUAAUCUCCAAUCCUUGCUCUUCACCCACCAUCAGCCCUCCAACCAAGCCCUGCAUCCUCCCAAGAGAGGAGAGAACAGAACCCUAACUCUCCCAGGGCAUCCGCUGGUGGUGCAGUUGUUUUGUGCUUGCUGACCUAAUGAGGGGGCCGAACAGUUGGCCUCUUUAGAGGUAAUUAUGGUGUGGAUUUGGCAGGUGCAUACAGAACUCCUCAAGUUUGUUUGUUUUAUUCCCAAGGAAACAAUGAAGAUGAAAGGAUUAUUUUUCUACUAUUUAUUUAACUAGAGUUGAGAUGGAGUAAUGAA